ACCCAGGCUGCUAUCAGAACCUAGCAUUACUCCCAGAGCACUCGGUACUCAGCACUGAGAAGAUUUAUUCUUUGAGCUGAAAAUGAUGUGCAGUAGCAAGAAUUUGCUCCUGGCUACUUUGAUGUCAGUGCUGCUACUCCACCUCUGCAGCAAGUCAGAAGCAGCAAGCAACUUUGAUUGCUGUCUUCGAUAUACAGAACAUAUCCUUCAUCCAAAAUAUAUUGUGGGCUUCACACAGCAAUUGGCCAAUGAAGCUUGUGACAUCAAUGCUGUCAUCUUUUACACAAAGAAAAAAUUGGCUGUGUGUGCAGAUCCAAAGAGGAACUGGGUGAAAAAGGCUGUGCAAAUCCUCAGCCACAGAGUCAAGAAGAUGUAAAACAGAUGCUCUCUGGAAUGGAAUUGGACAGAGCCUAUGAACAAAAAGAAUCUAGCAGGAGUUGGCUGUUGAGAGUGUAGCACAUACCUGAUUUGUGCUUCAUUGGACUUGUCCAAUUAAUGAAGUUGAUACAUAUUGCAUCACAGUUUGCUUUGUUAAGCAUCACAUUAGAACCAAACUCUAUUUUAUUUUAUUUAUAUAUAUAUAUAUAUAUAUAUAUAUAUCUAUAUGUGUCUUUUUGUGUGUGUUUUUACUAUUUAAUACUAAUUUUCUAUAAGCUAUUUGGUUUAAUACGAGGUAUAAUGUUAUGUUCAGAGAAAUGAGGUUAUAUGGACUUUCUUGUAAGCAGCAAGCUCUUUGUAAAAAACUAUUUAACAUUUUUCUUCUACAUUGUUUUGUUUCCAGAACUGUUGUAAUUAUCCUGUAAAAAAGAAAAAUUAUGAUAAAAAUAAAUAUUGAAAAUUAAAGAAUGAACUAAAAUUGUUUGUUAAUAGAGUUAUA
This is a messenger RNA of Mustela lutreola (European mink), 877 nucleotides long. RefSeq names its product C-C motif chemokine ligand 20 (gene CCL20). Gene Ontology annotation, molecular function: chemokine activity; CCR chemokine receptor binding. Lineage: Eukaryota; Metazoa; Chordata; Mammalia; Carnivora; Mustelidae. Gene Ontology annotation, biological process: neutrophil chemotaxis; G protein-coupled receptor signaling pathway; cellular response to type II interferon. The transcript is spliced from 4 exons. Gene Ontology annotation, cellular component: extracellular region. The record is from RefSeq and is a predicted model, not a curated record. Bases 83 to 376 code for a protein of 97 amino acids.